CCAGCUUUGUUGUACCAUAGCCUUUUCUCCUUCCUUUCCUCACACUUGCUUUUUUGUCUUCAUUUUAUUCCUAUUACCUUUACGUAAUAGUAUAUAGUUAUAUACCUCUUCAAACAUGCCGCCAAAUUAUAACCUAUUACCGCAGACACCAGCAGAGUCAAUAGAGCUUUUAGCUCCACCAGCAGAUCCGCACGUCGAUGUCGAAGAUCAGCAAAAGAAGCGCACGAGACGACACUCACGAACGAGCUCAGCAACGUCAUUUUUGCACUAUAGGGCACCACAACAAUUAGAAGAAAUAAAGAAAAGUGGCAAUAAAUUAGCGCAACAGGCACUACCUUCGCUGAUUAUCUGUGUGAUAGGUCUAGUAGUGGCAGGUUGGAUGAUGGAUAUAUAUCAACAUUGGGAUGUUUUUACGCAAGUAUCAGAACUGUUUAUUUUGGUUCCUGUUCUGCUAAAUUUGAAAGGAAACCUUGAGAUGAAUCUGGCAGCGAGAUUUUCAACAUCGGCCAAUAUGGGAGAGUUGGAUCAUCCAGCGACAAGGAAUGCACUUGUUUGGGGCAAUUUAGCGUUAAUACAAGUGCAAGGUCUCAUAUCAGGAUGUAUUGCGGGGCUUUUCUCUGUUGUUCUAGGAGCUAUCUUACAUCCUGAACAAGUUAUCACUUCUGGAGAAUCGAUACUAGUGAUUUCCAGUUCUAUGGUCUCUGCUUCUGUUUCCAGUUUUGUGUUGGGUGCUUUUAUGUGCAUUUUGAUUAUCAUCAGCCGUAUAUUGAAAAUCGAUCCAGAUAAUAUUGCAUGCCCUAUGGCGUCUUCGCUGGGCGAUGUAGUGACCUUGUAUAUUUUGGCAGAAUGUGCAAAAUUACUAUUACAAAAUAUAGAAUCCAAUCUCUGUACGAUGUCGCUGCUGGUCAUGUUCUUUUCAAUCCCAUUCUUCGGUCUGGCUGUGUGGAGAAAUAAAUACGUUAAGGAUUUAUUAUUAACCGGUUGGACACCUAUUAUUAUUGCCAUGUUGAUUUCCAGUGGCGCUGGCUUGGUUUUGGAGAGAUAUGUUGAAAAAUUUCAGGGCCUAGCUAUGUUAACACCAAUCUUGUGCGGUUUGGCAGGCAAUUUGGGAUCUAUCUAUGCUUCACGUAUCAGUACUUGUUUGCAUAGAGGAGUACAAGAAGCGUUCAAGAUUGUUGAAAAGACACUCUUGUUGAUGAAUGUUCUUAUUCAAGUUAUCUUUUUGAUCAUUAUUUGGUAUUUGGAUCUGGGGCAUCUUGAUUAUACCUUCAUGUUCUUUAUCAGUUAUUUCAUUGUUUCUAUGAUUUGCACAUACGUUGCUCUGAAAAUGGGCAAAAACAUGACAUUAACCUUUUGGAAAUUGAAAUACGAUCCUGAUAAUUACGUACUACCCUACUUAACUGCUAUCAUUGAUGUGAUUUGCACAAGUUUAUUGGUUCUUGCAUUUGCAUGGUUGACAUCUAAUGGUUUCGCCACCUUAAUAGAUACCCAUCAACACACCAACAACAUCAGCAUAGUGAAGAACAGCAAUGUUAAUAGUAAUUCUACAGUGAUAUCUGAGCACUAAACAAACAUUGUAAUUAGACACCCUUUAAGCUAUUUUUUUACUAUAUAUUCAGUCCACUGCAAAAGUUUCAAUUUGAGCUCAUCAUUCAUGUAAAAAAAAAAUAGAGAGCAACCUGUAUAUUACCCAAUACCAUUGCAUGCAACAAUCCAAACAAACACGCUAUUUAUCAUAACUUAAUUGCAUUUUUCUCACGAUAAAGAACACACACUGAUAAAACUUUGAAUUAAUUUUAUG
Mycotypha africana is the source of this 1801-nucleotide messenger RNA. RefSeq lists its product as uncharacterized. Gene Ontology annotation, molecular function: monoatomic cation transmembrane transporter activity. Bases 116 to 1567 code for a protein of 483 amino acids. Lineage: Eukaryota; Fungi; Mucoromycota; Mucoromycetes; Mucorales; Mycotyphaceae. Gene Ontology annotation, biological process: monoatomic cation transport. Gene Ontology annotation, cellular component: plasma membrane. The record is from RefSeq and is a predicted model, not a curated record. The transcript is spliced from 7 exons.